AUGCGUGACAGCAUCCGUCGGCGCCCGGCGGCGUCCGUCGGUGCCCGGCGGCGUCCGUCGGCUCCCGGCGGCGUCCGUCGGCUCCCGGCGGCGUCCGUCGGCUCCCGGCGGCGUCCGUCGGCUCCCGGCGGCGCCCGUCGGCUCCCAGCGGCGUCCGACGGCAUCCAUCGGCCGCCUAAAAAAAUGAAUGAAGUCUUUUCGCUUUUUAAAUAUACAUCGUCUUCCACAUCACCAACAUUACGAUUGGUAAAUAUACUAUAUCGACAUGGUGAUAGAUCUCCCAGCACUACGUUCCCUACUGAUGAACACAAGGAAGACAGUUGGCCACAAGGAUGGGGCUGGCUUUCAAAAGUUGGAAUUGAACAGCAUUUUAAUCUUGGGAAAUUUUUACGAAAACGUUACAAUGGAUUCCUUAACUCAACUUACCUUCGAAAUGAAAUCAAAGUUGAAAGUUCUUCCACUGACCGCUGUUUGAUGAGUGCACAGGCUAAUCUUGCAGGAUUAUAUCCACCAUCAGAAGAACAAUUAUGGAAUAAAAAUAUUCGAUGGAUACCAAUUCCAGUGUUAACAAGAUCAAAAAAUGAAGACAAUAUGCUCAGCUUUUCACGGAGUUGUUCUAAAUAUUCACAACUCUAUGCCCAAAACUUAAAAAAUCAUGAAUUAAAACCAGAAGAAGUUAAAAACAAGGAAUUUUAUGAUUUUAUAUAUAAAAUGACGAAAUUAAGACCUGAAGGGCUGCGUAAGAUCUGGACUGUUGCAGAUGUUCUCUUUUGUGAGAAGACACAUAAUUACACUUUGCCAAAUUGGGUGAAUGAUACAGUCUUUGAGAGACUUCAAAAAAUAAGAGCUUAUAGUUUUUCUUUGAUGUUUGAAACUGAAGAAUUGGCAAAAUUUAAGGGAGGACCACUGCUGAAAGAAAUGAUAUCAAAUAUGAAUGCAAAAAAGUUAGGGACCAUUAACACAAAACUUUUCAUGUAUUCUGGGCAUGACACAACACUGGCUGCACUGAUGCACAGUCUGAAAGUUUUCAACAAUCUCAGCCCUCCUUAUACAGCAUGUCUCAUUAUGGAACUUCAUCAGAAAACUGAUGGAGAAUAUUUUAUCCGUUUGUUAUAUAAAAAUUCAACAACUAAUCUUAACAAUUACAUGAAAGAGCCACACCUUUUGACAAUUCCAGGUUGUACCACAAAUUGUCCAUACACUAAAUUUUUGGAACUGACCCAAAACAGUGUCCCUGUUGAUUGGGCCCGGGAAUGCCAACUAAAUGAAAGCAAACCAACAAGUGACAAAACAAACUCUGAAACACAAGAUCCUUCCAAAUUUUUAAGUGUGGACAGUGGUCACUGCAUGAGACAGACAACACAACCAGUGGCAGCACCAACACCAACUUGUUCUUGUCGUUGUUGA
Messenger RNA from Acanthosepion pharaonis, 1407 nucleotides. The record is from the annotation of a GenBank genome assembly. Lineage: Eukaryota; Metazoa; Mollusca; Cephalopoda; Sepiida; Sepiidae.